Dendronephthya gigantea is the source of this 2541-nucleotide messenger RNA. RefSeq lists its product as uncharacterized. Lineage: Eukaryota; Metazoa; Cnidaria; Anthozoa; Malacalcyonacea; Nephtheidae. The record is from RefSeq and is a predicted model, not a curated record. The transcript has a single exon. Gene Ontology annotation, biological process: DNA integration. Gene Ontology annotation, molecular function: nucleic acid binding. The coding region runs from base 1 to 2541 and encodes 846 amino acids.
AUGUAUCCAGAAUGUUUUGAUGGGUCAGUUGGAUGUUUUGAAGAUUACACAUACCAUAUAACCCUAGAUCCUAAAGUUAAACCAGUUAUUCAUGCGCCUCGUAAAGUACCAUUAGAGCUGGUAGAUAAACUAAAUUUCGAACUUGACGAGAUGGAAAAGAGCGGUGUAAUAGAAAAGGUAACAAAACCAACCGAGUGGGUAAAUUCUAUAGUUAUAAGGGAGAAGCCUAAUGGAAGGCUUCGGAUAUGUUUGGAUCCCAAAGACCUGAACGAAGCAAUUAUGCGGGACCACUAUCCAACACCCACCUUAGAGGAAAUCACCCCAAAGUUAGCUGGAGCUAAGAUAUUCAGCAAAUUAGACGCUCGUAAUGGAUACUGGAAUGUUAAGUUAGAUGAUGAAUCAUCAUAUCUAACCACAUUUAAUACACCAAAUGGUCGAUAUAGAUUCCUAAGAAUGCCGUUUGGUCUUCGAAUGAGCCAGGAUGUCUUCCAAUUCAAGAUUGAUGAAGUCUAUCGGAACUGUCUUGGUGCUGCUGGGAUUGCGGACGACAUCACAGUCCAUGGCCAAGAUGAGUCAAAUCACGAUCUAUAUCUUCAUGAUGCAAUGGAACGUACAAGAAUGGCUGGCAUCAAACUCAACCGAGAGAAAUGCAUCAUCAAGACCGCUGAAUGCAGUUUUUUUGGUAUGGUAUAUACCGCGAAUGGAGUCAAACCUGAUCCAGAGAAGGUCAUAGCCAUACAGAACAUGGAACCACCCAAAGAUAAGAAAGAACUUCACACGUUCCUUGGAAUGGUCAACUAUUUAGCGCCAUUUAUGCCCAACUUGGCGAGUCACACGGCACCUUUGAGAGAGUUAAUCCGGGAUAACGUUGAUUACCAAUGGUCUCCGUCACAUACAAGAGCUUUUAACAUACUCAAGUGUCAAAUAAGCACAGAAACUACACUUUCCUACUACGAUAGAAGCAAGUCAGUUGUGCUACAAGUAGACGCAUCAAGUAAAGGCUUGGGAGCCGUUCUAUUACAAGAGAACAAGCCCAUUGCGUUUGCAUCGAAAGCCUUAACCCCUGCUGAGAGUAGGUACGCCAACAUCGAGCGUGAGUUAUUGGCAGUGAUAUAUGGAUGUGAGAAAUUCCACACUUACUUAUAUGGGAGGCAAUUCGUUGUGGAAAGUGAUCAUCGUCCUUUGGAACAGAUCCAGAAGAAAAAUCUCGACAUGGCACCUCCUCGACUUCAAAGAAUGCUUCUACGAUUGCAACCAUACGGUUGUAUCAUCAAAUACAAGCCAGGCAGAUACCCUAUCGAGACUGUCACCAAGGAAGGGAGACGAAAUCCCAGGAAUGCGUGUGAAAAUUCAUCAUCUAGUAGAAUUUCCACCUGUCGAGCUCCAACAGAUAAAGAAGAAACUGCUAGAGAUGGAACUCUUCAAAUACUCAGCGAGCAAGUUAUACAAGGGUGGCCUGAUAGCAUAAAGAAAAUACAGCAAGCAGUAAAGCCUUACUGGAAUAACCGAGAUGACAUUUCUAUCCAAGAAGGACUUCUAUUCUUAGGCAGUAGAAUUUUUCCAGAAUCACUCCGGCAGAAGAUAAUGCGAGAAAUCCAUAGUGGUCAUCAAGGGAUGGAGAAGUGCAAACUCCGUUCAAAAUCCUGCGUUUAUUGGCCCGGUAUAUAUAAAGAGAUUGAGAGUAUGGUGGUGUCCUGUUGUGCCUGCAAGAAAUUCCAGAAUUCACAGCAAAAGGAACCCAUGAUUCCAAGCGAAGUACCGCCAAGACCAUGGCAUACUGUGAGCGCAGACCUGUUUAAGGUAAAUAAUUUCUGGUACAUUGUUAUUGCUGACUAUUACUCGAAAUUUCCAUUUGUGAAGAAAUUAAAUAAUUUAACAGCAACCACUGUAGUUAAUGUGGUUAGAUCGAUAUUUUCUGAGCAAGGCAUACCAGAAACGCUCAUUUGUGAUAAUGGAUCUCAAUUCACUUCUGCCCAAUUUCAAGACCUAGCGAAGAGAUAUGGUUUUAAAGUAGUCACUUCGUCACCUCAUUACCCAAAGGGGCAUGGUUUCAUUGAGAGACAGGUCCAAACUGUGAAGAAGAUCCUGUUGAAAUGCAAGGAAUCAGGAGCUGAUCCUAGUCUUGCAUUACUGUCGUUGCGUUCUACCCCGUUAAGUACAACACUCAAAUCUCCAGCAGAGCUACUAAAUGGAAGAAUGUUCAAGUCAACAUUACCAGUAAAGAUUCAUCCACCAAGCGAUCGGUACGAAACCAGAGACUUGUUAUUAACACAACAAAAGAAACAAGUAAAUCUAUAUAACAGGGAUUCGAAGGAGAAGCCAAAUCUCUUUCAAAAUCAAGCGGUACAAGUUCAAGACCCUGUUAACAAAACGUGGAGUCCAGCGAGAGUAGUUGGUUUUGGACCAACUCCUCGUUCUUAUAUUACAGAGGAUGGAUCCGGAGUUCAGUUACGGAGGAAUAGACAGUUAAUCAAGCCUGAUAUACAGAAGACACCUGAACUGAUAAAUCGUGCAGCCUGUGGAGGCAACCGGGUGAUGUGA